Monascus purpureus is the source of this 681-nucleotide messenger RNA. The record is from the annotation of a GenBank genome assembly. NCBI's taxonomy places the organism in Eukaryota, Fungi, Ascomycota, Eurotiomycetes, Eurotiales, Aspergillaceae.
AUGCCUGUUCUGGCAGAUGCAGACACCCUUCUUACUUUUCGAACCACGGACUACGACCCUAUUGUCAAGGACAAUAUCAUGUUGACGGGGUUUUUCCUUCUUACUACUGCGCUCUUCGGAAGUGCAACGCUUGACGACACCUUUUCCAAAGACGGUUCCCUUGACUUGGUCAUCGACAAGAGACAUCACUACCCCAAUUCAAGCAAGACGCUGGCAAAUGCGCUCGUUAAGAAUUAUAAGAAGUCGGAAUAUUGCUUUUACGCUUGCGAGCCAAACUGGAUCCACACUGCCUGCAAUAUAUAUGGAGGCAAUGCCUUGGCGGCUUACGAUGCAGUCAUAGGAAGUGACAAUUUUGGAGAGCUGGAAACUCGAUACAGGAAGGCACUCAUCGAGGAACUCUCUAGCCAUCUCACUGGGUUCACUAUCCCAAGCCUUGCAGGUGCCACAAACGAGUUUUUCCCUGCAGCUUUUUCCGGUUCCAUCAUGCCCGAUGUUGCCCUGAGAUCCUAUGCCAUUGCUCGUGAGGAGUACAUGCAUUUUGACGAGAAAGGCAAAUUGUCCUUCACUGCGCUGGAGGGAGCAGACAAACUAGAUCCCGGGACAUACAAGAUCCCAAUGGGCUCGGUCUAUGCAACCUGUUUGAUGAGCGCCAGCGAGCUGGGAGAUGAAGGAAGUUGCUAG